UAUAUACUCUCAUGAGUCUCUGAUAUAUACUAACUUAUAAACACCCCCCAAAAUAUAAAUAAAAACAAAAACAAAAAAAGAUCUACUCUUUCUCUCUCUGUCUAAACUGUAAAGUCUAAUCGUAAUCUCAAAUCCCUGCCAGUCAAUCAAACCAAAAUUCUCAUACAGACUGAAAAUCUGAGCAGAAAGCAAAGCACCAGCCUCUUUUAUUUUAUUUUUUUGAUAAUAAUAAAGAAAGGAUGAGAACAGAGAAGGGUAAUCAUCAGGAAGACGAGGAGUACGAGGAUGAAGAUUUCACCUCCAAGAAGGAUGCCGCUUCUUCCACGCCUAACAACAACAACAACACCAACACGGCCACCACCAACAACAACAACAAAGAUGCUAAGAACAAUGAUAAGGCUAGUGCCAUACGAUCGAAACAUUCAGUCACAGAGCAGCGGAGGAGGAGCAAAAUCAACGAGAGAUUCCAGAUAUUGAGAGAUCUUAUACCCAAUAGUGAUCAAAAGAGAGAUACAGCAUCAUUCCUAUUAGAGGUGAUUGAGUAUGUUCAAUAUUUACAAGAAAGGGUACAGAAGUAUGAGGGUUCUUACCAGGGAUGGAGUUCUGAGCCCACAAAGUUGAUGCCAUGGAGAAAUAGUCACUGGCGUGUUCAGAAUUUUGUUGGUCACCCUCAAACCAUAAAAAAUGGUUCUGGUCUGGGGACAACGUUUCCUGGGAAGUUUGAUGAGAAUAAUGUCUCUAUAACCCCAACCAUGCUUACAAGCACUCAGAAUCCUGUAGAAUCCGAUCCUAGCAGAGAUAUCACCUGCAAACCUAUGGAUCGACAACCAGAGUUAGCAAACAAGGGAUUACCUCUGCCCAUCCCUCUGCAGGCAAACGUGCCUAUUUCUGUCAGAGGUGAUGGUGUGCAAGCCCAUCCUCAUCAGGGAUUGGUUUCUGAUGCACAAUCAACUCAGUCUCCCAUGACCAGUGAAACACUGAACCAACAGGAGGAGCUGAUAAUUGAAGGGGGAACAAUUAGCAUCUCAAGUGUUUACUCUCAAGGGUUAUUGAACACUUUGACACAAGCACUGCAGAGUGCAGGUGUUGAUCUAUCACAGGCCAGCGUCUCAGUGCAGAUUGAUCUUGGGAAGCGAGCAAAUAGAGGGAUGACUUCUGGAACAUCAAUUGCUAAGGAUCAUGAGAAUCCCCCAUCUAGCCUCCAAGCAAUGACACAUCUUACUGAUGCUGGCAGCAGAGAGGGCUCAGAUCAAGCUCAAAAGCGGCUAAGAACAUAAAACUAGUAUGGGAAUUUCAUGAAUCUUCUCUUUCUCCUAGAUUUCUUAUUUACUUUCUAUAGAGCCAGCUCCUGGUUAUUGUACAUGCUGUGUCUUCAGUUAUCUUGAGUUUUUACACUUUCCAUGGGAUCCGUGACCCAAACUGCUCCAUAAAUUACAAAUUCUUUUUUGGGGAGUUCCUUCUA
Messenger RNA from Quercus robur (English oak), 1462 nucleotides. RefSeq names its product transcription factor BIM2. NCBI's taxonomy places the organism in Eukaryota, Viridiplantae, Streptophyta, Magnoliopsida, Fagales, Fagaceae. Gene Ontology annotation, molecular function: protein dimerization activity; DNA-binding transcription factor activity. Gene Ontology annotation, biological process: DNA-templated transcription. The record is from RefSeq and is a predicted model, not a curated record. Bases 240 to 1277 code for a protein of 345 amino acids. The transcript has 8 exons.